Lates calcarifer (barramundi perch) is the source of this 935-nucleotide messenger RNA. Its product is annotated as C-type lectin domain family 4 member E. The transcript has 5 exons. The record is from RefSeq and is a predicted model, not a curated record. NCBI's taxonomy places the organism in Eukaryota, Metazoa, Chordata, Actinopteri, Centropomidae. The coding region runs from base 143 to 775 and encodes 210 amino acids.
UCAUGAGCUGUCCAAUCUGUCUGGUAGAUUUGUGCAAUCUGUACUUUCCAGUACCUUCUCUUAGUACACGCUCCACUAUAAAACACCCAGAGGGCAGAGGGAGGAGAGGCCAAAGUUGGUGAUAUCCUGCAGCCUGACAGCCAUGAUGAACCUCAUCAAAAUCAAAGGACACAUCGUGCUCUGUGUCCUCGUGGGCCUGCUGGUCUCUGAAGCCUAUUCAGAAACUAUAGAGGAAGAGCUGGCCCAUGUAAAGCUGAGACUACAUUUUAUGAAGAAUCUCUACAAAAAGCUGUGUAACCAGUAUUCCGAAGUGGCAGCCAACUGCUCAGCUCCAGCGGUGAGAUGCAGCGAGUGUCCUGAAGGGUGGUUUCAAGUAGAGAAUCAGUGCUUCAUCCUCAGGUCUGACAAGAUGGACUGGGCUAACAGUCAAAAAAAUUGCACAGACUCAGGCGGACAUCUUGCCAUCUUGACCAACAGAGAAGAGCUUGAUGCUGUGAGAAGAGAAAACAGAAGGAUCGGAGAAGCAGUUUUUAAAAACUACUGGAUUGGACUAACUGACAUUGAGAAUGAAGGACACUGGAAAUGGGUGGACAACUCAACGCUUAAAGUCGCAUUUUGGGACAUGCAAGCAAAGGAGCCAGACAACCACCUGUCCGGCGGGAAGGAGGGAGAGGACUGCGUGGUGGUGGACAGCACCACUGAGACCUGGUUCGACGUUCCCUGUUCCUUCAUGUAUCCCCGAAUCUGUCAGAUGGACGCCACCCCGUUUGAGUGAGCCACCCCUCCUCCCCAUCAGACAACUGCAGGACCGCCAGACAUUUAUGAAAAAUACUGAUGCUUUAUUGAAACUCUUCAUGGUACAUCUUUACAUAAUUCUGUCAAAGGAUCCUGUUUUUAUUUUAAGUAAUAAAGCAUUGUCAUUUGUGCACAAAUAA